UUAGAAAUUCGAAGUAGUUCACAAAAAGGCCUUGCAGUUCCAGAUGCAAACAUAGUUACAGUCACAUCAACCUCCGAUGUGAUCGAGUUGAUGAAUCUUGGCCAAAAGAAUCGUGCAGUAUGCUCAACUGCCAUGAAUGACCGAAGUAGUCGCUCCCAUAGUUGUCUGACCGUUCAUGUUCAAGGACGAGACUUAACAUCAGGAACAGUCCUACGAGGUUGCAUGCAUCUUGUGGAUUUAGCUGGCAGCGAAAGAGUUGAUAAAUCUGAAGUUGUAGGAGAUAGGUUGAAGGAGGCACAGCACAUAAAUAAGUCACUGGCUGCACUAGGAGAUGUGAUUGCUUCCCUCGCCCAAAAAAGCGCACACGUUCCUUACCGAAAUAGCAAACUAACUCAAUUUUUACAAGACUCUCUUGGAGGACAAGCAAAAACUUUGAUGUUUGUUCACAUAGCUCCGGAGCCAGAUGCUGUUAGUGAGUCCAUGAGCACUUUGAAGUUUGCUGAGCGAGUCGCCACUGUUGAGCUUGGAGCAGCGAAGUCAAACAAGGAAGGAGGAGAAGUCAAAGAGCUCAAAGAACAGCACCCGGCCGGUCCCUUCGCCUCCAGCUAUCGCACCAGACCCGCGCGCAUGGCGCUGGCUAGAUGCAAGAGGGCGAGGCUCCGAGGUGUCCACGAGGAAGGGAAUGGAAGCCAGGACGGCCUGAGUGCGGCGCCGCUCCGGGCUCCGUUCCAGGUACGGAUGACAAUUUAA
Molecule: messenger RNA, 750 nt
Organism: Phragmites australis (common reed)
Lineage: Eukaryota; Viridiplantae; Streptophyta; Magnoliopsida; Poales; Poaceae
Product: kinesin-like protein KIN-14P
Exons: 4
Biological process (GO): microtubule-based movement
Molecular function (GO): microtubule binding; microtubule motor activity; ATP binding
Source: RefSeq, a predicted model, not a curated record